AUGAAGGUCAAGAGAAAGAGUCCCCUCACCAGUGUCAAUUUACGUCCCUUGAGACCCGUUCGCAUCUGGAAAUUUUGCUCGCGUCUGGAAGAAAAAAAUCGACCGAGCAGCUGCUCAUAUCUGGAAAAGCUCGCACAUGGAUGCACUCGUGCCGCUCUUAACAAAGGAUGUUACAGUGCUAUGAUUUACAUCCUUCUCGAAGUCACAUAUAAGAAUGAAAAACAAGUGGGAGGUGCCCAGAUACAACAAUUUAGAAGUAUAUACACCUACCAUCCGACCACUCGACUUACAACCGUGUUUUAUAUGCCAAAUUUCUGAGAAAUAAACAACUGUUUGUAUUGUACACAGUGUUUACCCUAAACCUUACAGUAUAAAAUACAGUACUAACAGCAUAAAAAGUAAUGUAAAAAAUGAAAUACCAGAAUAAAACAAUAAAAUAAAGCAUUGCAAAAAUGUGAUGUUGAUAUUCAGUAGUAAGGUUCGACUUGCAUCCAUUUUGACUUACGACCAGUUGGUUGGAACCAAGCUCGGUCGUAAGUCGGAUGGUAUCUGUAUAAAGAUAUAUAACAUAUCCCUCCAAACUGCCAAUAUCCCAAACUCCUCCUUUAAAGUGCAGGCACUGUACUUCCCAUUUCCAGUACUCAAGUCCGGCUAUAUAAAAACCAGUUUCCCUGAAUCCCUUCACUAAAAAUUAUAUAAAUUAAAAAAGAAAAAACGAAAAAAGGUAUAUCAGCAACACUUCUGCAAGUGGCAGGACUCCAUGUUGCCGUCAGGUUAGCAUCCAGCGCUAACUUCGCAGUCUUAUAUCUCAGUAAGUACUGACCCUAAAAAAAAUUUUUUUGGUCUUAUUACACACAAAAAAUUACCCUCCUUAAUUUAAUUUUUGUUUUUUUCCAAAAUAUUUGGAACGCGGGGCAAGAGAACAUAGAUCUACGUUUGGACAGUUAACGUGUUAAAAGCUCCCCAUUUUCAUUUUGCCCUGGCACCCCAAACUUACUAUUCCCUCCACACCAGUUUUACCCACUUUAGCAUUCAGA
Cherax quadricarinatus is the source of this 1037-nucleotide messenger RNA. NCBI's taxonomy places the organism in Eukaryota, Metazoa, Arthropoda, Malacostraca, Decapoda, Parastacidae. The record is from RefSeq and is a predicted model, not a curated record.